Messenger RNA from Puntigrus tetrazona (Sumatra barb), 614 nucleotides. Its product is annotated as histone H2A. Bases 35 to 421 code for a protein of 128 amino acids. The transcript has a single exon. Lineage: Eukaryota; Metazoa; Chordata; Actinopteri; Cypriniformes; Cyprinidae. Gene Ontology annotation, molecular function: structural constituent of chromatin; DNA binding; protein heterodimerization activity. The record is from RefSeq and is a predicted model, not a curated record. Gene Ontology annotation, cellular component: nucleosome.
UGUUAUACACAUCUGUUUGCAUUUACGUUUCGCAAUGAGUGGACGAGGUAAAACCGGCGGUAAGGCCAGAGCAAAGGCUAAGACUCGCUCCUCUAGAGCAGGACUUCAGUUCCCGGUCGGUCGUGUUCACAGACUUCUCCGCAAAGGAAACUACGCCGAGCGCGUCGGUGCCGGUGCUCCGGUUUAUCUGGCCGCUGUGCUCGAGUACCUGACCGCUGAGAUCCUGGAGUUGGCCGGAAACGCCGCUCGGGACAACAAGAAGACCCGUAUCAUCCCCCGUCACCUGCAGCUGGCGGUGCGUAACGACGAGGAGCUGAACAAACUCCUGGGCGGAGUGACCAUCGCUCAGGGCGGCGUGCUGCCCAACAUCCAGGCCGUGCUGCUGCCCAAGAAGACCGAGAAACCCGCCAAGACCAAAUAAAUUACAGCGGUUUCAUUUUAUACCCCAAAGGCUCUUUUCAGAGCCACCCACUUUCACUAACAAGAGCGAUUUAAGCCGUUGUUUCUAUUACACUAUUAAGUCAUACGUAAGAGGUACACACGAUUUGCGUUGUUUUUGUUAGACAUGAACGGCAUCAAUAGGGCGAACUAUGAGCGUUAUAAACGAUAAUUAA